Molecule: messenger RNA, 2097 nt
Organism: Porites evermanni
Lineage: Eukaryota; Metazoa; Cnidaria; Anthozoa; Scleractinia; Poritidae
Source: the annotation of a GenBank genome assembly
CUGGCCAUUAUUCAGGAUUGCGUAUUGGACGUUCAAACAAGUCAGGCUCGACCACACUCUCUUACCCAGAGCAUAAUUUUCUCAGUUCAGCUAGUUUGAGAAACUUUUCAGUUACAACGAUGGGCGGUUGGAACUUGGCAAAUUGCAUCAACUUAUUUGUUCUCACAGUUAUCUUUGUUUCAGGAGAAAAAGUGGCUAAGCAUAACAGCUGCAAGAAGGUCUUAGGGCAAGAAGCAAGUUCUCUUACUGUUGCGCAAAUAAGCAAUGUCUCGUCGAAGGCACGUUAUGAAGUCUGCGCCGAUAUUUUCGGCGUAAUUUUCUAUUGUCCAGGGGAUGAAAUAUGCUGCACACCAGGGGAUCCAUUUAGCAAAUGUUGCCCGGCAGACUAUCCGCUUUGCUUACCCGUAGAAAACCCAGAGAAAUGCUGCCCAGUAGGAUAUCCAAAACUUUGUGGGUCAUACUGUUGCGAGGUAGGCAGCUUCUGCUGCAACGAGAAAAUCUGCUGUGAAAAUGAAGGCGCUUGCUGCGGGGCCCAGUGUUGCGAGGAUGGUGAAUUUUGCUGCAAUGGCCUAAGCUGUUGUGAUAGUGGAGACAGCUGUUGUGGGGUUAAGUGUUGCGAUGUUGGCGAAUUUUGCUGCAAUGGCAUAAACUGUUGUGAUAGUGUAGGUGCUUGUUGUGGUGCUCAGUGCUGCGACGUUGGCGAAUUUUGCUGCAAUGGCAUAAGCUGUUGUGAUAGUGUAGACGCCUGUUGUGGGGCUCAGUGCUGCCCAGAAGAUGCCCCUUGCUGUAAGCAGGAUGAAUCCUCAGCAUGCUGCGACAAAGUUACCAUGGGCUGUUGUGACGGAUACGGAUGUGUUCCUCCCUGCCCAUCCCAGUUUGAUGCCAUAGGUUGCCAACUGUCAAGCCUGUCCCUUGACGAUAAACUGUUGGAAGCACCAUACGGAUUGCCAACAAACGUUUAUCGACUACUGCGCCCUGACGAGAAUCCUGAUGGAAUUGUUGCAAAAAAUCCGGGUGCCCAGAAAAGUGUUCUGUCUCAUGUUAACUGCGGAAGUCGCCCGAAAUACGCUUCGCAGUUUAUAUCAACAUCAGCAUCCUUAGACGUGGCAAAGGACUACAAAAAAAAAAGGCGAGGAAAAAGGUAUAACCGGAUUGAGAAUUUGUGAGUUUGAAGUAGAUAAAUUGCCCCAGACUUGCCAGAUCGUGGACCUUACAACCGAGGAGAACCGAGACAAGUACCUGGGAAACGCUGUGUGCAAAGCCUAUGCCAAGGCAUCGGCGGAGGUCCUUCUUCAAUGCGGCGUGCCAAUUCCAUGUACGGUCAUUGAUCCCCCGAACCGAGCGUGAGACGAAGAAGUUUGCAGAUACUCGACACAAACUGUAGGUGGAACAUUUCAUCUUUGUUCACUUAAAUUAAAAACCUUUUGUUGUUUACGUCGAGUUAUUGUACUGGAAAGGGAAGGAGAUAGUGGAGGCUUCCUUUGUUGAAGUUGCAGAUUUCUUAUCCAUAAAUCUAGAAUUUGUUUUCGAAAGAAAGUUUCAGUCUUGAAUAAAGAAAAGUAACAACAGUAUUUUUUUUCGAAUUAACUAAGCCAAUGUUAAUCUCAGUUAUUAGUCCAAACAGGAAAAAAAUGCUUAAAAUACUCGUUUUAGUCACGAACAGAUAAGCGGAAGUUAGUAUGGCUUGUCUUAGUUUUCUCAAGAGUGUACCAAUGGUUUCUUAGUAUUUUUCUCGACACAAUCGAAGGACUUGAAGCUUGGUGCAUUUGCUACUUUUGUUAUUAUUUUUUUUUUGAUGAUGUUAUUUUUUGGCAAAGCGUCUAUGUUGUUUAUACAUACUCUUUCAGUUGUAAUGGCAAAAAUAACUUCCACUUUCAUGUAGUAAAUAUGUCAGAAUACUUAAAGCUUCGUGACUUUAACCCUGAUUUAUUAGAUAUAGCUAUAGUAAAAAGCUAUGUAAGUUCAAUGAAACAGGAAUAUAUCUUUUACUGCAAAACACCCUUAAACAUUCUCAAAAACUUGAAUUUUAUAGGUCUUUAAAACCGAUCAUACCUCCUUUAGUUACUUAGACUUAACAACAGGAACAGCUGGGAGAAG